Molecule: messenger RNA, 486 nt
Organism: Naegleria gruberi
Lineage: Eukaryota; Heterolobosea; Eutetramitea; Acrasida; Naegleriidae
Exons: 1
Coding region: 1-486 (161 amino acids)
Molecular function (GO): peptidyl-prolyl cis-trans isomerase activity
Source: RefSeq, a predicted model, not a curated record
AUGACCAACAAGAAGGCCCCAACAACAAAAAAGCAAAAUGAUGAUGAUUUAAAGUUCUUGCAAGAUAUGGCCAAGAAGAAUGAACAAAAACAAAAGAAGAAGGAUGCAAAGGAACAAAAGAAGGCUGCUUUGUGGAUUUCUUUGACUCAAGACGGAUUGGUAAAGAAGAAGAUUAUCACUGCUGCAAAGGAUGAUGCUGCUUCUCCAUCAAACGGAAAUACAGUCAGUGUUCAUUAUGUAGGAACUCUUAAAUCAACAGGUGCUCAAUUUGAUAGCUCUCGUACUAGAAAUCAACCUUUUGAAUUCAAAUUAGGUGCUCAUCAAGUUAUUAGUGGAUGGGAACAUGCUUGUCUUUCAAUGAAGGUCGGAGAAAAGAGUAUCUUUGAAUUGGAUUCAACUUAUGGAUAUGGUCAAAGAGGUGCACCUCCAAGCAUUCCACCAAAUUCUACUCUUGUUUUUGAAAUUGAAUUGUUGGGUUUCAAUUAA